AUGUCCUCUCGUCCAGUUCUACGGAUAUCCUCGCGUCGCCAUGCAUCUCGACGGUUACACCACAGCUCUUCCAUUCGCGCCCUUGUACCUGGGACGACUGACUCUCCCAUUCCUCCGACACGACCGGGUUCAUUGACGGGAUUUCGACUGGCUGUGAAGGAUAACAUCUGUACCAAGUCGAUGCCGACGACAUGCUCCUCGAAGAUGCUUGAGAACUUCUCAUCACCGUAUGAUGCAACUGUCGUUUCUCUACUAUCGAACAGCGGGGCAGAGAUCGUAGGGAAGACCAACUGUGACGAGUUUGGCAUGGGUUCCCUCAACAUCCACUCCAUUCAUGGCGCAGUUGUCAAUCCCCUUGCUAUCCAGGACUCGGAACAUGGCCAGCAGCACCGCUCGGCCGGAGGUAGUUCUGGAGGGAGCGCUGCUGCCGUCGCAGCUGGGCUGUGUGAUGCUGCCCUAGGCACGGAUACUGGCGGUUCCGUGAGAUUGCCAGCUUCUUACUGUGGAGUCGUCGGUCUCAAGCCUUCGUAUGGGAUCGUUAGUCGUUGGGGCGUCGUCUCUUUCGCGGACAGCAUGGAUUGUGUAGGAGUACUUGGAGCCCGCGUUUCCACGGUGAAACGUGUGCACGACACAUUGGCAAACUACGACAUUCGUGAUCCCACAGCAGCCCCACAACACAUUAGAGACAGGGCUGCUGAGUUGUGCCGAAGCCACGAUGCUAUCCGUGGCGAGUCUUUGGCAGGACUACGGGUUGGCAUCCCGCAGGAAUACUUUCCCGCCGAACUCCAAAGCGAUGUAGUGGAAACUGUCAGAAGUGUUAUCUCUCAGUUACAGGCUCACGGGGCGACUGUUAUACCUGUCUCUCUACCCACCACCCCUUACGCGCUCAGCGUCUACUACGUCAUCUCAAGCGCAGAGGCCAGCAGCAAUCUUGCUCGAUAUGAUGGUGUUGAGUAUGGCAUGCGUGUAACGCCUCCCCCCGGAGCCGAUCUCACGAAAACAGCGAAUAUCUACGCCCUCACCCGUUCGCAAGGAUUUGGGAGUGAAGUGCAGCGUCGAAUACUCCUCGGGACGCACGCACUUUCUGCGGAUGCUUUCGAGAACUACUUCCUACAAGCUCAGCGCGUGCGACGGCAUAUCAAGGCCGACUUCGACCGCUUGUUCUGCAUACCCAACGCCCUAUUGUCGUCACACUCCGCCACACCAACAGCACAAAACGGAGUACACGUCCUCAUCCACCCUUCCGCCAUUCAGACCGCACCUCUUCUUCCAACGAGUACAGCAGCCGACCGCGAAGAUGCGGACUCUGCCCUCGAUGCCUAUGUCCAAGAUGUCAUGACCGUUCCAGCCUCCCUGGCCGGGCUUCCGGCGCUAAGUGUUCCGGGAGGGAAAGGAACCGAUGGAUGGCCCAUUGGUGUCAGUAUCGUGGGUCAGUGGGGUACUGAUGAGCUUGUUCUGAAGGUGGGCGAAGUGAUUGAACAUUGUCGCACCGUCGGGUCGUCGGGUCCUUGA
Molecule: messenger RNA, 1512 nt
Organism: Epithele typhae
Lineage: Eukaryota; Fungi; Basidiomycota; Agaricomycetes; Polyporales; Epitheliaceae
Product: amidase signature enzyme
Exons: 7
Coding region: 1-1512 (503 amino acids)
Biological process (GO): mitochondrial translation; glutaminyl-tRNAGln biosynthesis via transamidation
Cellular component (GO): glutamyl-tRNA(Gln) amidotransferase complex; mitochondrion
Molecular function (GO): glutaminyl-tRNA synthase (glutamine-hydrolyzing) activity
Source: RefSeq, a predicted model, not a curated record